CGAGCUGUUCACGGGUGAGAUAGCUACAGUGCAGUUGUAAAUCAAUUGGGAGAGGUUACUGUGUAGAAAUUUGUAACAUUGUUGCAAGUGUUUUUGGCUAAGACAACUGAGAGUCAAAAGGACGAGGUGGUUUCCCACUUAGGGAAGAUCUAAAAUAUUAAGAAAGGACUAUAAAGGAACAUUUUCAGCUGAAGUUUAAAUUUGAUUAAAAAAAUUACGCUGGAAAUGUCUGAAAAUAAGCCGAAUGAUGAGAAGUUGUCAACAACGGAGAGGGCGGUGAAACCUGUCCCUUUUCCUCCAAGUCACCUGCUGACAGCGAAGGAGGUGUUUGACACUGAUGGGAAGCCCAGAGUGGAUGUCUUAAAGGCUCACCUGACAAAGGAAGGUCGGCUGGAGGAGAGCGUGGCCUUGAGACUCAUCACAGAAGGAGCAGCCAUACUUCGGGCUGAAAAGAACUUGCUAGAUAUCGAGGCUCCUGUGACAGUUUGUGGAGAUAUCCAUGGACAGUUCUUUGACUUGAUGAAACUGUUUGAGGUGGGAGGUUCACCAGCCUCCACACGAUACCUUUUUUUAGGCGAUUAUGUUGACAGAGGCUAUUUCAGUAUUGAUUGUGUGGUGUACUUAUGGGCCUUGAAAAUCCUUUAUCCAAAAACACUGUUUUUGCUUCGUGGGAACCAUGAAUGUAGACAUUUAACAGAGUAUUUCACAUUUAAACAAGAAUGUAAAAUUAAGUAUUCAGAGAGAAUAUACGACUCGUGUAUGGACGCAUUUGACUGCCUACCCUUGGCUGCCCUUAUGAACCAGCAGUUUUUAUGUGUACACGGAGGCCUGUCUCCUGAAAUCAACACUCUAGAUGACAUCAGGAAAUUAGAUAGGUUUAAAGAACCACCAGCAUAUGGGCCAAUGUGUGAUCUCUUGUGGUCAGACCCAUUGGAGGACUUUGGCAAUGAAAAGACUCAGGAACACUUUACGCACAACACAGUAAGAGGCUGCUCAUACUUCUAUAGCUACCCAGCUGUGUGUGAUUUCCUACAGCAUAAUAAUUUAUUAUCGGUAAUCCGGGCCCAUGAAGCGCAGGAUGCUGGUUAUCGUAUGUACAGGAAGAGCCAAACAACAGGUUUCCCAGCAUUAAUCACCAUUUUUUCAGCACCCAACUAUCUAGAUGUGUAUAAUAACAAAGCUGCAGUAUUGAAAUAUGAAAACAAUGUAAUGAAUAUUCGACAGUUCAACUGUUCUCCCCAUCCCUAUUGGCUUCCCAACUUCAUGGAUGUUUUCACUUGGUCUUUGCCAUUUGUUGGAGAGAAGGUGACAGAGAUGUUGGUGAAUGUUCUAAGCAUCUGUUCCAGUGAUGAGCUCACAACUGAUGAAGAGAUUGAUGGUGCUACUGCAUCUGCCCGCAAAGAGGUCAUUAGAAACAAGAUCAGAGCCAUAGGAAAGAUGGCGAGGGUAUUUUCUGUCCUCAGAGAAGAGAGUGAGAGUGUGCUUACUCUGAAAGGACUGACACCAACCGGGAUGCUUCCCAGUGGUGUGCUGUCAGGUGGAAAGGAAAAUCUGCAAAAUGAAGCUUCAGCUACUAUUGAGGCUAUUGAGGCUGAUGAAGCCAUAAAAGGAUUCUCACCACAACACAAGAUCACAAGUUUCGCGGAAGCUAAAGGUUUGGACCGGAUCAAUGAGAGAAUGCCCCCUCGUAAGGACACACUCCCUACCGAUGCUAGCCUCAACUCAGUCAACAAGGCCAUUUCCACAGAGACAAAUGGUACUGACAGCAAAGGCAGCAGCAGCAGCAACAUCCAGUGACAGGUUCCUGUUUUUAAGGCUGCAAGGCAUGCUGGGAUGGCUGCCAAAUCAGCAGUUGAGACGUUCUUGUCUCUACUCCAUAGCAGCUUGCUAUGGAGGUGAGGUGCGGGAUUCAGUUUACGGUAUUGAGAUAUAGAGAAAGAUAGUAAAAAAAAUAAAAAUAAAAAAAUCAAUAAUAAUAAUAGUCAUAAUUUGGUGGGUGACGAGUCCCCUUUUUGGAUAUGCCUUUAAUGCUUGUAGAAACACGAAAAGUUCGUGCUAGUUUCACUCUUGUAAGAAUCUAGGGGAAUAAACAUGAUUAUGUACUGCGUCGGGAGAGCUUCAUAGGUAUGUUUUUUGAAAGGCCUUUAUUACUGGACUUGGAAAUUGUCUCUAACUUCUAAUUGUUGUACGUUUACAAACACAGCACUAAAAUAGACAGAACGAAAACAACAUUUUUAACAUAUAAGGGUGUACAAACUAAACAAGUACUAUUUAUUGUUUUUUUUUGUUUGUUUGUUUUUUUUUUUUUUUGUUACUCUAAAACGCUAUAAAAUAAAUUAGGCAGUCUUAAAAGAAUGUUGCAAAUUUGUUAAAAUGCCAAAAAAAGGAAAGUUUAAUUUUUUGUACAGAUUAUGCUUACCUCAGGUUUAUUUAGUGUGCUGUGGAUGCCCUACUUUCUGUCUAAUGGCUAACUACCUUGGCAAUGAAUAUCUUUUCAUUUAUGUUUAUAACUGGAAUAAUUACUUCUCCUUAUCAUUUGCAGAUAUCAUUUUUUAUUUAAUUUGGGGUUUUUUGGGGGGGGGGG
Messenger RNA from Polyodon spathula (Mississippi paddlefish), 2584 nucleotides. RefSeq names its product serine/threonine-protein phosphatase 2B catalytic subunit alpha isoform. Gene Ontology annotation, molecular function: calmodulin binding; calmodulin-dependent protein phosphatase activity. Lineage: Eukaryota; Metazoa; Chordata; Actinopteri; Acipenseriformes; Polyodontidae. The record is from RefSeq and is a predicted model, not a curated record. Bases 226 to 1797 code for a protein of 523 amino acids. Gene Ontology annotation, cellular component: cytoplasm; cytosol; calcineurin complex. The transcript is spliced from 15 exons. Gene Ontology annotation, biological process: calcineurin-NFAT signaling cascade.